Clonostachys byssicola is the source of this 291-nucleotide messenger RNA. Lineage: Eukaryota; Fungi; Ascomycota; Sordariomycetes; Hypocreales; Bionectriaceae. The record is from the annotation of a GenBank genome assembly.
AUGGCGUCCUUAUUACGAUCCGUCUCACUGAGGACGGCGCUCUUCGCCCCCCCGCGGGCAAUUGGGUCAUUCCUGGGCCGCGGCCUGGCAAUCAACAUGCCCUCGAUCCCGGCGUUCGGCAUGGGCUUGCUCCAGCAGGCGCAGCAGACGAGGGGGAUGAAGGUGCGCAGCGCCGUGAAGAAGAGAUGCGAGCACUGCAAGGUCGUGAGGAGGAAAGGCGGCAAGCGACAUAAUGGCUACCUUUACAUUAUUUGCAAGUCGAACCCGAGACACAAGCAAAGGCAGGGAUAG